Molecule: messenger RNA, 1595 nt
Organism: Brassica oleracea var. oleracea
Lineage: Eukaryota; Viridiplantae; Streptophyta; Magnoliopsida; Brassicales; Brassicaceae
Exons: 7
Coding region: 141-1385 (414 amino acids)
Source: RefSeq, a predicted model, not a curated record
AAAAAAACGUACGGUCCUUUAAUGAAGGUUUAGCCCAAAAGAGUUAUUAACUUCCCAGAAGAACCUCUCAUCUUCUCUCUUCUCCAAAAGACUUUCUCUUUCUGUAAGAAACCUUUCUGUGUUUCUUUCUUUCUUUAACCAUGGCCGUUAAUUUCAAAAGGGUCAGCUUCUUGCUUGCUCUGGUAAUGACGGUGGCGGCUAUCCUCACUCCUUCAGUCAUCUCCGGCAAAAAUGGGUUCUCGGAUCUUCAAAUCCAUAAACACUUGAAACGACUCAACAAGCCACCUCUCAAAUCCAUAAAGAGCCCAGAUGGAGAUGUGAUUGACUGUGUCCCAAUCACGGACCAACCAGCUUUAGCUCAUCCUCUGCUGAUCAACCACACCAUCCAGAUGAGGCCAAGUUUCAACCCAGAGAGUGUCUUUAGUGAGAGUAAAGUUUCGUCCAAGUCUAAUGAUAUAACUCAGCUAUGGCAUGUGAAUGGGAAAUGCCCUGAGGACACAGUUCCCAUCAGAAGAACGAGGAAGCAAGAUCUUUACCGAGCGAGUUCCCUCGAGAAGUUCGGUAUGAAGAGCCAGAAGAGUAUUCCUAAGCCUAAAUCUUAUGAGCCAGCUAGUGUCCUCACACAAAAUGGUCAUCAGCACGCGAUAAUGUAUGUCGAAGAUGGGGUUUUCUACGGGGCUAAAGCGAAGAUUAAUGUAUGGAAUCCGGAUGUGGAGAUGCCUAAUGAGUUUAGCUUAGCUCAGAUUUGGGUUUUGGGUGGAAACUUUAACUCUGAUCUUAAUAGUAUUGAAGCUGGCUGGCAGGUCAGUUCACAGUUGUAUGGUGAUACUCGCACCAGGCUCUUCACUUAUUGGACUAGUGAUGCAUACCAAGGCACUGGCUGCUAUAACCUUCUGUGCUCAGGGGUUGUUCAAAUCAACAGGGAGAUUGCAAUGGGUGGUUCAAUCUCACCUCUAUCUGGCUAUGGGAACUCUCAGUAUGACAUUACCAUACUUAUCUGGAAGGAUCCAAAAGAAGGACAUUGGUGGCUACAAUUUGGAGAGAAGUACAUAAUAGGAUACUGGCCAGCUUCACUCUUCUCUUACUUAUCAGAAAGUGCAUCGAUGAUCGAAUGGGGAGGUGAAGUGGUGAACUCACAGUCUGAGGAAGGAAAACACACCACCACUCAGAUGGGAAGUGGUCGGUUUGCAGAGGAAGGUUGGGGGAAAGCUAGUUACUUCAAGAACGUUCAAGUAGUCGAUGGGUCGAACGAACUGAGGAACCCUGAGAAUCUUCAAGUCUUUACUGAUCAAGAAAAUUGUUACAAUGUGAAGAGUGGUGAUGGAGGUUCUUGGGGAAGUCACUUCUAUUAUGGUGGUCCUGGUAGAAACUCUAAUUGCCCUUAAAGAUCUGUCUACUUACUUGCAUAGCAGGAUCAGUCCAGAUUUAAUCAUCAAUUGUAUAAAACAUAUAUAUUAUAUACGCAUUCUUAAGUAUAUUGGUUUUAGUUUGCAAUGAGUGUGCCUUUGUUUCUAUGGAGUGAAGAGAAUAUAAAAUGUCUUUAAAGAACAUGGUCCCAUGUGUAUACUGGAAUAUAUAUAUAAUCACAUUAGUUA